GAUCCUGGCGCUCCGACUACCGACCAUGUACGGCCUCCUGAAGGCCAACAACAACGGCAGGUGCAACCACGGCCCCAAUGCCCAUGCAGUACUGCAGGGCAAACACGAGGACGGGACAUUCAAAACGAGCAGCAAAAAGACGUACCCACCAUCAAUGUGCAAGGCCAUUGCACAGGCCAUGCACGACAGCAUCUUGGACGCUUAUCACAAUGGAAUGGACGUGCCAUCAGACAUGCUACCACAGCUCACACAGGAUCACAACGACUCCAGCAUCCGACAAUUCUUUGUACCGUGGUCCGACGAGGAGUGCUUCUGGGAGGCCCCAGACUACGCCGGCAAGAAGGGUACCAAACACAGA
Molecule: messenger RNA, 358 nt
Organism: Prorocentrum cordatum
Lineage: Eukaryota; Dinophyceae; Prorocentrales; Prorocentraceae
Source: the annotation of a GenBank genome assembly